AUGAAUCGAAAUUUGUCUCUCAAUCACUUUCAAGAUCCAAAACACCACAGUCGAAUAGAUGAAGUUCAGGCACGUGUCGCCCUCCAGUGCCCAGCCUGUGCCAUCACCCUCCCGGAUCAAUCGUCGUGGCUCCAACACGCCAGCGACAGGCAUCCUGGUGAACAUAUUAUCCCGGAAAUACCCGGUAAACCCAAUGAGAAGCUGGGCUACUGUACUGUCUGCAAUAAUCGCUUCCCUAUGGACAGCUGGAACAACCAUCUCUCCGGAACGUAUCACAUCAGAACUCAACUCAUCGUACUAUGGAGAACGGAGUAUGAACAGGAGACCGCCCUUCGAGAAGUGGCGACCAUGUCACACCCCGAAGGCUUGGACUUCGGGCUUGUAGAUCUGGAACACGCGUCGACGACCCAGGACUCGCGUGUCGUGCUCAUGGUUCCGAAGACCGCUGGAUUGGUCAUCCGCAAAAUAGCGGCGUACCCCAAUGCUGGCAACAACAAGCCAUCCAAAUCGUACGUCUUCAGCUUUACCGUCUCAUGGCCUCUGCAAGAAGACACACUGACGCCGCUCGAACCCGUCGAGAUAACAGUGCACUUCAACCCCAAUCACCGCGGCAAAUUCGCCGAGGUUUUGGCCAUUGAUCUCGAGUCGACAACGGGCCCAAUUCAGGGCACCUUUCGGGUUCGUCGGAAGCUAAUGGCGAUGGUCGGCCGCGCGGAGGACCACAAGCUUUUGCAGGCGUCGAAGAAGUUCGUUAAGCAGAAGCGUACACGAUGGAGACACGGGGGAGCGACCGUUGAAGGAGAGCGACCUCCGGAGGCUGUCGACUCCGCACCAUGGGUACAAUCUCUCCCAAAGGCGUGCGUUCCCAAGGCGCUCUCGGAUCUCCUAUCAAAAGGAGCAACGCGAACAGUACUCCAGCAAUUAGAAGAAAUGUACUUUGCAAAUGAGCUGUCUCUCGAGACUCACCUGGAUCACUUCACGCAUCUAUUAUGGGCGGAGGAGGCCCGCAUCAUAGACGAUUUACGCAUGUAUGACAUGCGUUCUGUAAAGUUCAGGAGAGAAUCCGGACGGCUUCACACCGUCAAUGUUCCUGGACUUGCAGAGAAACGACCAAGCGUUGUCGUCGGCGACAUCAUCCUCGCCCAGGCUUUGCGCAAAGCGGAUUCCACCGGACCAACGCAUCGAGGAUUCGUACACAUUGUGCGAAACGAAGAUAUCUGUGUAUCGUUCCACUCGUCCUUUGAUGGUGCCUCACGGUACAACAUUCGAUUCGAGUACAACCGCAUCCCUCUUCGUCGGCAACAUCAAGCUUUAUCGGUACCGUCUCUUUCUGCCCAGCGACUUCUGUUCCCGCACCUAGACGACCAAGGGAUCUUAAGCACCCCUCAACCCGACAACAUUACGACCUUCAACCCUCUCGUUGCUUUGAACUCGGCCCAGCUGCAGGCUGUCAAGCUGAUCGUGAGUCUCCAACCGGUGGCGCCCCCGUUCGUGAUCUUCGGCCCUCCCGGAACCGGGAAGACCAUCACGCUGGUCGAAUCAAUUCGUCAAGUCCUCCACCGCGAUCCCACCACGAAGGUCCUGGCCUGUGCGCCCAGCAACAGUGCGGCCGACCUCAUCGCUCAGAGGCUCUCCGUGGCUCUCACGCCCAACGAUAUGUUCCGGUGCAACGCGAUCCACCGCAUCCAGAGGCUCCUGCCUGCUGACCUUGUCCCUUACUCGCUCUUCCGUGGCCACCUCUUCGCGUUGCCGUCGCUCGAGCAACUCUGCUCCUACAGGGUGAUCGUCUCCACGUGCGGCAACGCAUCGUUCCCGUACAACGUAGGGAUGCCUACCGGCCACUUCUCCCAUAUCUUCGUAGACGAAGCAGGGCAGGCGUCCGAACCUGAAGUCUUGCAAGCGAUCAAGAUCAUCUCGAGCGCGGACACGCGCGUCGUCCUCGCGGGGGACCCCAAGCAGCUCGGGCCGGUCAUUCGAUCGAGCAUAGCCCGCCACUUCGGGCUCGCGAAGAGCUACCUCGAGAGGAUCAUGGAACAGUCGGUGUACACGAGCGCGAUGGCGCCCAACCGCGCCUUCGUCAAGCUCGUGAAGAACUUCCGGUCUCACGAGGCGAUCUUGCAAUACCCCAACAACCAAUUCUACGACGGCGACUUGGAAGCGUGCGCCGAUCCGGAGGCUACCGACGCCUUCCUCGGUUCGGCGCAGCUCGUCAACCUGCGCUUUCCGGUGGUGUUCCAGCAUGUCUCGGGCGAGAACGAGCGCGAAGCCUCUUCUCCCUCGUACUUCAAUAUUCUUGAGGCGACGGAGACUGUCGAGCGCAUAAAGCUGGUGCUUCGUGACGCUGCCCACCCCGUUCGUCCCGAAGAUAUCGCCGUUAUAACCCCGUACUACGCACAAGCACGGAAGAUACGCAUGCUUCUUAAGACGUCAAAGAUCGAAGGCGUCACUGUUUGCAGUGUGGAGCAAAUCCAAGGCCAAGAACGUCCCGUCAUCUUCAUCUCCACCGUCCGGAGCAGCCGGGACCUGCUUUCGUACGACGCCAAGUUCACGCUGGGCUUCGUCAGCAACCCGCGUCGCUUCAACGUGGCCGUCACCCGCGCCAAGGGCCUCCUGGUCGUCAUCGGCGACUCGGACGUGCUCUCGAUCGACCCGGUCUGGCGCGGAUUUUUGAACUACGUCCACCAGCACGGCGGGUGGAGCGGCGACGAGCCUGGUUGGGACACGAGCGCUCCUGUGGACGCAAACUUCGACUAUGCGGCGGAGAUCCGGGAGGCGGCGGCGAACGACAUGGACGCGCUCAUCGCGCGGCUUGCGGAGGGUCAUGACGUGGAAGCAGAGGCUAACGUCGAACGGCCGUUUGUGGAGGAAGACUGA
Molecule: messenger RNA, 2874 nt
Organism: Epithele typhae
Lineage: Eukaryota; Fungi; Basidiomycota; Agaricomycetes; Polyporales; Epitheliaceae
Product: P-loop containing nucleoside triphosphate hydrolase protein
Exons: 10
Coding region: 1-2874 (957 amino acids)
Molecular function (GO): 5'-3' RNA helicase activity; RNA binding
Source: RefSeq, a predicted model, not a curated record